AUGUUACCAAAUCUCUUAUUAAUUGCUUCUUGUCUUACUGUAGUUGUGGUUGUUGUUGGGGAGAGCAACGAGGUUACGGUACCUGCUGUCAGAGUUGUCAGACUACAAGUCGAUUAUAGAAAUGCAUCGAUUUCCGAUCUUCAGAAGAUUCACAAAUGGAACGCUAUCAUGAGAAACAGUGUUCUUGCCUCCCUCAAAUUUAUCAACAAGCAUUGGCUAAUUUGUGGUGGAUCUCCGUCAGAUGGCUCCUCCACCUCAAACGCUGAUUGUGGAAAGGCUCAAGUGACAGGAGAAAUUGUUGGAGAUAAACAUUAUAGAAUAAAUGUGACUCUGAUUGCGGAGAGAGAUCCCGUGAAAAACGCCAAAGUUGGAGCUACCUCUACAGUUUAUGCAGUCGCUCAUAUUGGGCUAAAAGGAGGAAUAUUCCAGUACACCAAUGCUUUAAAGAGCCUCGGAAAACCGGAACCAAAACUCGCAUUCGACGAAGCCUUCUUCUGCUACCGCGGAGCCACUCUAGUAGAUACGGAUAAAUGCCGUCUCUGUACCCCUGGCACCAUUUACGAUGAACUCGACGAGAAGUGCAUCGCUUGUCCACGUGGAGAAUACCAGGAUGAGCACGGGAGAACUAGUUGCAAAGCUUGUCCGGAGAGCACGACUACAGUAGGAACAGGCACGCAGAAGAAGGAACAGUGUAUACAUGUCUGCCCACCUGGCUACUUCUAUGACACUGCUUCGAAAAUGUGCGAGACUUGUGGUCUCCGAGGAUAUCAGCCAAGUAGCGGGCAGGAUAGAUGCAUUUUGUGCCCGGAAGGAACGGUUCCAAUCUUCCAGAAUUCUACUAGUAUCGCGCAUUGUUUGGACAAAUGCCGCGCUGGUAUGCAACGUUCCUCGGAUGGCUCUACCUGUGAGCCGUGCCCUAUUGGAUCUUUUAAAUCGGCUGAUGACAUGGUAUGUAUGAUGUGUCCAACUGGCAGGACCACCCUGUCAAAAGCCUCAAAAUCUUUGGCAGCCUGUCACAUCAAAAUCUGUUUCCCCGGGACCAUCCUUGACCAUAGCACUUUCAAAUGUGAGCCAUGUGACUUUGGAACGUAUAUGGAUGAAUACGACGGACGGAUCUGUAAGACGUGUCCGGUAUCCACGACGACCUACCAACAAGGAGCGAAUAGUGCGAAGAUGUGCGAGUGGACUAACCAAUGUAAGGCCUCCACUCACAACUGUCAUUGGCUCGCCGCGUGUAUUGAUCUACCGGAUGAGAAUCAUAAGAAGAUGUACUCAUGCAAGUGUAAACCGGGAUUCGUUGGUAAUGGAUUCCAUUGUGUCGACGCGUGUGAGGGAUUCUGUCUGAAUGGCGGAUCGUGUCUGAAGACUGGAAGAGGCGAGACGAAAUGUAUCUGCCGGAAUGGAUUUGUGGGCAGACGGUGUCAAACGGAGGAGUAG
Molecule: messenger RNA, 1437 nt
Organism: Caenorhabditis remanei
Lineage: Eukaryota; Metazoa; Nematoda; Chromadorea; Rhabditida; Rhabditidae
Exons: 8
Coding region: 1-1437 (478 amino acids)
Biological process (GO): signal transduction
Cellular component (GO): cell surface
Source: RefSeq, a predicted model, not a curated record